GCUAAAUCAGCUUACACGUUUGAAGAAAAAAAAAACAUAUUUUAUGAAUACAAUUCCUAAUCUCAAUUUUAUCUGUAGACAUGCGUAAUUAUUGAGAUUCUUUUCUCAAUGCAAACGAGACGCUUUGAUGUUCGCCCCGCCCACCAAAUACCACAAACCAAUCAAAAUCAACAAGGAACUGUCAAUCAAACAAACGUUUGGCCAUGAGCUAGCGUUUGCGUUAAGAAAACAAGAAUUCUAAAGGUCCAUGUUAUGGGGGGUGUAAAGCAAGAGCAAAGUGAUGCACCUGCAUCUAAAGACUCUCAAUACACUGACUCAACACAGGAGGAGAACAACCAAUCAUCUCAGCCUGUAAAGAAGCGAGGCUGGCCAAAGGGGAAGAAGAGAAAGAAGGUGUUGCCUAAUGGCCCCAAGGCUCCAGUUACUGGAUACGUGCGUUUCCUGAAUGAGAGACGGGAACAUAUCCGAGCCCUUCACCCUGAUCUUCCCUUCCCAGAAAUCACCAAAAGACUUGGAGCAGAAUGGAGCCGCCUGGCCCCUCACGACAAACAGCGGUACUUGGACGAAGCUGAAAGGGACAAAAUGCAGUAUGCACAAGAACUUAAGGAGUAUCAAAAGAGUGAAGCUUACCAGAUUACAUGCACUAAAGUUCAGGACAAGAGAAUAAAGAGAGAGGAGACCUCUGUCAUAAUCAAUGCCAACAGUUCCGGAUCAGCAGGUUUUAAGAGUUCAGACUUCUCCCCCAGAUUUGAUGUCCCUAUUUUCACAGAAGAAUUUCUGGACCAAAACAAAGCACGAGAAUCAGAGCUGCGACGAUUGCGCAAAGCCAACGUGGAGUUUGAGGAGCAGAAUGCGGUGCUGCAGAAGCACAUUGCCGACAUGUUUAGCGCCAAAGAGCGACUGGAAGCAGAGUUGGGCCAGGAUGAACUGCGUACACAGUCUCUACAGCGCCACCUUCAGGCAAUUAAACAGACACUGGUCAGCAGCCUGGCCACUGUACCCCUACCAGGCACAGGCGAGACCCCAUCUAUUGGAACGCUGGAUUCAUACCUGAGUCGGUUGAGUAGUACUUUGGAAAGCAGGCCUCACGAGCAUCGCGCCUUAGUUCUCAAGCUACAAGAGCUCCUAGCUCACCUAGACAGCGAGAAGCUUUGAAAAAAAAUGUUUACAGCUGUGUUCGUGAUGGCCUGGAACUCCCAUGCACUGGCUUGAACGUUUCUGCCUCACAACGUGUAUCAGACAGUGCAAUACAGUUUAAUGGACAUUUUUCAAAAGGGUAAACGGCCUGUAAGCCAAUUUGUAUUUUAAACUUUUUGACAUUUAAUGACCUAAUACAUCAGAUUCUUACAAUUCUUGGAUGGUAUAACAUCAAGCUACAAUUUGUCAGUAAUAUUCUCUUUGCUAACAUAUAGUAAUGUGAUAUGCAUCUCGUAUUGGUUCAUCGGAACCCUUGCUGCAUGCAUUGUUUUCUGGGGUUACAUGAAGCUCAUGUGCCAUGGUUUUUACUGGUACUCUAAACUAUGUAAGUAACAUUUUCCAACAUCAAAAUUUGCUGAUCAAUUCAGGUUGUAUUUCCCUUUGAACAGUUAGCAUCCUGAAGGAUGAAUUCUAGCAUUAAGAUAUUUCGGGUAUCAGAGUUUACACUGCGUUAAGUGAUGUACCGGAAUGGAAUUAUUAUUUUAUUAUUAUUUUUUUUUUUAUUGUUUGAAUGUUAUUUUAAUAUGGAAUACACUUGUUUUGGUAAGGAAGUAAAUAAUAAAAUCUGGCAACAAUUAGUCUCUUAACCUUCUUUUUCAUGAGUGCUUUAGUAAUCUUUGAGAUAUAUAGAUACACUUUUCCUGUGAUACACUUUUCUUUUCUACUUUAUUUAAAUGUGUCAUUUGUAUCCAGUAGAGGGUGGCAGUGACCACAUCACAAACAAGUCCUAUGGUCAAAAGAAAAAAGGGAGGGAUCCCUUGUGUAUUAUGUUUUGAUAAAUUAAAAACAUGAUACAUUUGAUUAAAUAAAUGUUCUUCAGACCUCAGUUUCCU
Myxocyprinus asiaticus (Chinese sucker) is the source of this 2030-nucleotide messenger RNA. RefSeq names its product high mobility group 20B (gene hmg20b). The transcript is spliced from 9 exons. Gene Ontology annotation, biological process: regulation of gene expression. The record is from RefSeq and is a predicted model, not a curated record. Lineage: Eukaryota; Metazoa; Chordata; Actinopteri; Cypriniformes; Catostomidae. Gene Ontology annotation, cellular component: nucleus. Bases 253 to 1155 code for a protein of 300 amino acids.